AUGCGCACCCCAUUCACUCUCCUCGCCUUCGCCUCCCUCUUAUCCGCAUCUCCCCUCGUUGAACUGGACGAGCGCCAGCAGCCGCCCAGCAAUGUCAAGUACAUCCGACCAGUAAUUGCUCCGGCAGGUCAGCGACUCAACGCCGCCAUUUCCCGCGACUCGCUCGACCACAUCUCCAAUGGCCUUCCACUCAUCCUGCAAGUUCCCUCACCUGGUAACGGCGUCAAGCUCAAGGUGUGGGAUUGCUAUGAUGUACCGCAGCAGCGCUGGCACGUUCACGACGGCAAGAUUGGGCUCGCCGGACACAACCUGUGCAUGGACACGACCGAUGGCCUCGCCGUGCACGGGACGGUUCUUCAGAUCUGGCAAUGCUAUGAUGGCAACCAGAACCAGCAGUUCGCAAUCUCGGGAUCGAUGCAGUGA
Vanrija pseudolonga is the source of this 423-nucleotide messenger RNA. RefSeq lists its product as uncharacterized. Lineage: Eukaryota; Fungi; Basidiomycota; Tremellomycetes; Trichosporonales; Trichosporonaceae. The record is from RefSeq and is a predicted model, not a curated record. The coding region runs from base 1 to 423 and encodes 140 amino acids. The transcript has 3 exons.